CGUGCACCACGGAUUUUAAAACCGCUGAUUGGCAAUGACGGAUAAGAAGCAGAAGCUUUGCUUCUUCAGCCAGCUCUAUGGAGCGUUUCCAGUAUCACCUUGCUCUUUCACACAGAGUGCGAUGAAAAUUAUUGAAAUUCCAACUAGAGUUGAGGUCUUUCGGGUAUGAAGAUCCAUAUCAGCUGUUUUUGCGACGAGGAGUAGAGCUGCUUAGUUCAUCGAUCGGACCUAAAAAGAAGCCGAAAAUGUUCAAUUUGGCGUCGCCAAACAAUCAGAGCUCGUCCUCGAGCGCUGCGGCGCCACAACCUCUGCUGCAGCUCGCCAGACCGACGGCCUACGCGUUACCCGCACCGCAGUUUUCCUUUUUUCCGGCAAACACGGCGAGCUUACAGGGGGGUGGUGGCGAGAAGAACGCGGUAUAGAUUGAUAGUUUUGAUUUACAUUUAACGUCUUAGUAUCUAGACUGUUUUGAUUAGUUAAAUAAUGGUUUUCUCUUCGAACAGCAGACGCAGCAUGACACGUCUUCUUUGUGAUGCAAGAGACGCAUAAAAACAAAAUCAGACCAAAGACCCCACGACCGAUGUGGAAGACCAGAGCGGGGUGUCCAUGGUUAACACGGUUACUACCGGCUCGAAGCCAAGUUACGCCUUCUACAGCGAGAGUGCCCCCGCACCCGCACCCUCUGCGACGCCAAAGUUUGAGUUGGGGAAUUUGAGUCUCAACGCCAAGUAUCAACUGCAAAUAUCCCUGGACGUCUGAAAACUUGUACUGAUGCAUGCCAGAGAAUAGAAAGCACACUGGUGUCAUGCACCACCAAGCAUGACAGAUUGAUUUUCCGUGGCCUUGUGUAGUUGCGUUUUUCGCAUGACAAACAGCGUUCCUGCAUGACAGAUCAAAGAGGAGCUAUUGCUGGUCACGCAAUAGUACAUCAGAGCUCAGUGUCAUGCCAGACUACUAUGACAAAUCUCGCAUUCUUCCCUGACCCAGAUCGGUAUUUGCAAUGCAUACCAAUGUGAACUUAAUCGGACCGAAGGAUAACAAAUUCGCGUUUUUUGUAUCAUGUGUAAAAAUGUCUGGGUCUGGAAGAAUGCAUGUUUGUCAUGCUUGUCUGGCACGACUCUUGAAUCUGUCAUGCAAGUUACCCAAGAGCCCCACUUUUCUGUCAUGCAGAAACGCAGUUCGUGAUGCAGAAUAGGCAACACCUAGACGCUCAGGAAGUUGUCAUGCUGAGCCAGCACUUGUGGCCUCACAAUGUUACGCCACCCAGCGUCACAAGUUUCCAGACCCAGACAUUUUUGCAUUUGAUAUUUUGAGAACAGCUACAACAGGUACAGUUCUACUACAGUGUCUUUUUGUCUUGCAUGUAUGUCAUAGACAACUCUUUCAGCAUCAGCUACAUAACAUUACAAACUAAUUACCGUGUGUGGUGGUGGUGGUAGCGCUAGCACGAGUGAAGAUAGUUUGCAUUUUGAAAUUAGCGAACAAAAAUUUAUUUCACGGAGUCGCAUCACGCGCAGAUAAGAAGUGCUGGUCGUUGAUAAAAGGAGAUAGUUUAUUUCACCAUACAUCAAUCGAUCCAUCACUCGUUUUAACAGAGAAGCAAAAUUCGUUCAUUUGAAAAAAAUGCAUCCAUAAGUCCUCUCGACGCCCACCCGAAUUGAAAAUGUCUCCGCAAGAAAUUGAGUACUUGUUUCAACAAACUCAGCAUGAUCUCACAGCACGAAUCUGGAAUAAUUUUCGUUCUUGCAAGAAGAGCAAGAGUAACUGACCACCAGACGAGAUGAAAAUAUAGUUCGACGCGCAAAUAAAAA
Molecule: messenger RNA, 1811 nt
Organism: Amoebophrya sp. A120
Lineage: Eukaryota; Dinophyceae; Syndiniales; Amoebophryaceae
Source: the annotation of a GenBank genome assembly